Asparagus officinalis (garden asparagus) is the source of this 1776-nucleotide messenger RNA. Its product is annotated as probable protein kinase At2g41970. The transcript is spliced from 7 exons. The record is from RefSeq and is a predicted model, not a curated record. Gene Ontology annotation, molecular function: ATP binding; protein tyrosine kinase activity. Bases 399 to 1472 code for a protein of 357 amino acids. NCBI's taxonomy places the organism in Eukaryota, Viridiplantae, Streptophyta, Magnoliopsida, Asparagales, Asparagaceae. Gene Ontology annotation, biological process: protein phosphorylation.
CUCUCACCUCAAAACUUCCUGAUUUCUCGUCUUCUUCGCUUUCUCUCUCCUCUAUAUUCGUUUCGAAUUUCUAAAAUUUAUCAAAUUUUGUAUUUUCCCCCCUUCAUUUGGUUUGGGGAAUUGGGCAAAUUCCUCAAAACCGACAUGGGCCCUCGCUAGAGCAAACCCUAGGUUAGCUUUCUGAUCCUCUUAUAUCCCCUCUUUUCUUCAAUUCCGAUCUCUAGGGUUGGCAUUGAGGUUCCAUUAGGGAUAAUCUAUUUCAAAUUCCUUAUUUGGGAUCGAUUUACUUAAAUUUCUGGGGGGAAAUGCCUUUUUUGAGGAAAUUGGAGGCUUGAUGAAUUUGUGGAUGGGUUCAUGAUCUCUUCUAGCUUGGUUUUUGUGCAUUGCUGAGCUUCAAAAUGAUGUGUUGUGGAGGAGUAGAGGAUGAUAUUUACAGUCAGCCCGUUAACCCAGCCGUGCCACCACCAGGCCGAAAUGCCCCUGGUAAUGAUGGCGAGCGAAGAGGUCCUGCCAAAACAGGUGCUCCUAAAAAAGCUUUACCUAUCGAGAUACCGUCCAUACCAUUGGCUGAGCUGAAGAAAUUGACUGGUAAUUUUGGGCAGAAGGCUUUGAUUGGAGAAGGUUCCUACGGUAGGGUUUUCCAUGCAACUCUAAGUACAGGAGAAUCUGCUGCUAUCAAAAAGUUGGAUCCAAGUGCAUCACAAGAUUCAGAUGCUGAUUUUGAAACUCAGAUAUCAGCAGUUUCCAGACUUAAGCAUGAGUAUUUUGUGGGGUUGUUGGGCUACUGCAUGGAGAGGGAAGACCGGAUAUUGGUAUAUCAGUUUGCAACACUAGGUUCCUUACAUGAUACUCUACACGGAAGGAAAGGGGUACAGGAUGCUGCACCUGGUCCUGCUCUAAGCUGGAACCAAAGGGUAAAAAUUGCUUAUGGUGCAGCAAGAGGUCUUGAGUAUCUGCAUGAAAAAGUGCAGCCUCCAAUUGUACAUCGAGAUGUCAGAUCAAGCAAUGUUCUUCUUUUCGACAAUUAUGAGUCUAAACUAGCUGAUUUUACUUUAUCUAACCAGUCUCCUGAUACAGCAGCUCGUCUGCAUUCAACUCGUGUUUUAGGAACUUUUGGCUACCAUGCUCCAGAGUAUGCUAUGACUGGGUGCUUGACUCAGAAAAGUGAUGUUUAUAGCUUUGGGGUCAUUCUUCUAGAACUUUUAACCGGACGAAAGCCAGUGGAUCAUACAAUGCCUAAAGGACAACAGAGUCUUGUUACUUGGGCAACUCCAAGGUUAAGUGAAGAUAAAGUUAAGCAAUGCAUUGAUCCAAAGCUAAAUAAUGAUUAUCCUCCGAAAGCUGUUGCAAAGAUGGCAGCAGUUGCAGCACUUUGUGUUCAAUACGAAGCUGACUUCCGACCUAACAUGACAAUUGUUGUGAAAGCCCUACAACCUCUUCUUGCGAAACCCGGUGGAGAUCAGCAAGCAUGAUUGAUGACUCUGUUUUCUGAAUCGAAGGAAAUCUGUAUGAACUGAUACCAAUCUUCAUUAUGACAUUCAGACAAGCAUUAAAGAGAUAAACUCAUGUUUUUAUGAAUUGUGUGGAUGAGGAUUUUAUAAAUGUGAGAUGAGAUCAGAGGGAUAAUGUGUUGAGAAAGAGAGAGAAAGAUGAAUGCAAGAGCUACUUACGUCUGAUAUUUGCAGUGAUAACUAUUUGACCUCAGUUCUACAAGUGCUUUGGAUUGCAGAGUUUUAUAUGAAAUUAUACCAACAUACUUGAUGUAUUAUAUUGUAA